AGUAAUACGUAAUAGGAUUGAUCGAUCUAUGGAUUAUUUUCGGUCGAAGCUCUCGGCGUCCUUUCUCAGUCGGUAAAUUAUGUCGGAACACGUUACUGAAUGCCAGGAUGAUUAUUAUAACGAGUGGGAAGUACAGAGGCGAAAGUCAAGUGCCAAGUGUAAUUAUUCAGUGUGAAUGCGCCUUUAGUUAUAUGAAUACAUAGUAUUAUAAACGGUCAGCGAAAGAUUUAGUACGUUCAAAUGUAAACGACUCUGACACCUUACAUCGAUCUUGUGAUAAAUGAUAAUUGAAGAUUUAUGGAGCGUCUCGUUAUCAUAACCUUAUCGGAUAUUGAUUAACAAUGAGGAUUAUUGUUAAAAUCUAAGAAGUAAGGCCGGACGCUGUGUAUGACACGGGAGCUCCACGGGCCCGUUGCUAUGAUCCCCCGUGAAUUCUUCCAGUGCCAUUUACAGAGUCCAAGCCUGAACGAUAAGAAGUUCUUGAAGAGAUCGUUGACAGCCAAUGUGAUUUCCUCUUGGGUUGAAAAUGGGUGUACCAUUUUGGUGUAAAAACUAUCACAGAUCUUCACAUGGCCUUGGGGUCGAAGACCAAAGAUUCAACACUUGCAGUUGCAUCGUUGGAGGUACGGAGGAACCGGUGAUAAUUGAAGUGGAGUUCAGAUGCGAGCUAGUCAACAGUUGGGAACGAAGUCUCACGAUGAAGAGAAUGCAGGAGUACCUUAACCAGUACAUAAUGGGAGCAGGGAGAGAGAGUUCCUUUCCCCUCCAUCUUUUACCUUCUUUCUAUUCUCUUUCCCCCACAGCCUCAGCGUCUUCCUCUCUCCUCUUUUUCCUCUUCCGUUCCGUAUCGAUGGCUCGUCCCGGAAGCGAGCACCCGCCAUCUUGGUGCACGGUUCUCCAAUUCUUCGCCACGGCUGUCUUUCAAAUUUCACCGCGCAAUCCAUCCGGAACUUUGAUCAUUCCCACGAUCCAUCCCACGGUCAGUCCUGCCAGCCUCCCAUCGGACUCCAUGAAAUCCAUCAUUCAGGAUUGCCCUUCGAUUCGCUGCACCAUCGUCAACGACCACCGGCUGGUUCUUCAGCAACCGCUGAACUUCACCGAGUAAUUCUGAAAACUUUGAACUUCCCCACUGAAGUGGAAUUCAAAUUGCUUCCUGGUACCAUGAAGUUCUCACUAUUGUUUGUAAAAUCUGGUACGAGCCGGUACCCAUGAUUCUUCUUCUUGCAUGAUUCUUCUUAGUGGUACCAGUUCCCAUGAGGUUCCUGAAGGUUACUCCGGUUCCCAGGAAGUACCGUGAAGAACAGUUCCGCUUCGCAGGAAUCUUAGAGCGGCCGCUGAACUGCAUCGGGACAGGAUGAACAGCUUAAUUAAUUGUUUUGAUCGAACCAACCGGUUCUACGGCCGAUAACAAAGAUAACGUUAACGAUAACAAUAAACACUCUGCAAAAGCUU
Messenger RNA from Cephus cinctus (wheat stem sawfly), 1452 nucleotides. RefSeq lists its product as uncharacterized. Lineage: Eukaryota; Metazoa; Arthropoda; Insecta; Hymenoptera; Cephidae. The coding region runs from base 527 to 1105 and encodes 192 amino acids. The transcript has 3 exons. The record is from RefSeq and is a predicted model, not a curated record.